Patiria miniata (bat star) is the source of this 936-nucleotide messenger RNA. RefSeq names its product fibropellin-3-like. Gene Ontology annotation, biological process: heterophilic cell-cell adhesion; establishment or maintenance of epithelial cell apical/basal polarity. Gene Ontology annotation, molecular function: calcium ion binding. Gene Ontology annotation, cellular component: plasma membrane; protein-containing complex. Lineage: Eukaryota; Metazoa; Echinodermata; Asteroidea; Valvatida; Asterinidae. Bases 1 to 936 code for a protein of 311 amino acids. The record is from RefSeq and is a predicted model, not a curated record. The transcript has 7 exons.
AUGUCGGACAAAGGUGCAAGCAUGUCUGACAUAGGUGCAAGCAUGUCCGACAUAGGUGCAUGCAUGUCCGACAUAGGUGCAAGCAUGUCUGACAUAGGUGCAAGCAUGUCCGACAUAGGUGCAAGCAUGUCUGACAUAGGUGCAAGCAUGUCCGACAUAGGUGCAAGCAUGUCCGACAUAGGUGCAAGCAUGUCUGACAUAGGUGCAAGCAUGUCCGACAUAGGUGCAAGCAUGUCUGACAUAGGUGCAAGCAUGUCUGACAUACCGGUAGGUGCAAGCAUGUCUGACAUAGUUUCAGACCCGUGUUUCAGCAACCCUUGCCUGAAUCAAGCUGAAUGCCUCAACUUGGGCAGUGCCUAUCACUGUAGCUGCCUGCAAGGAUUCUCCGGUGACAACUGCCAAUUUGUUUCUAUUCCAGCUGACCCGUGUCUCAGCCAGCCGUGCUACAACAAUGGUUUUUGUCUUGUCCCUCAAAAUCCCUGCGACAGUUCCCCAUGCCAGAAUAGGGGAGUCUGUUUCCGUAGCAGCGUUCAAGAGAGCUAUGUUUGUUCCUGUGUGAAUGACUUCACUGGAGUUCAUUGUGAAAACGCACCUACCCCUCCAGAUCCAUGUGAACCCUCCCCCUGCCAGAAUGGAGGAGUCUGUUACCCACAAGGCAGUGCUGGCCAUCUCUGCGAUUGUCCAGACAACUACGUUGGUACCAACUGUGAAACUUAUGUCGCGCCAGUUAUUCCAUGUCAGAGCGACCCUUGUCAUAAUGGAGGCGUAUGCUUCCCCCAAGGGCCUGGCUACACGUGUGUUUGCGCUAAUAGUUACUGGAGGGCGUUAAUAGUUGAUCAUGCCACACAAACUGACAAGAUGAGAAACCCAAACUCCGCAUCGGUAUUCACUCAGAACAUGACUAACAGAGCUCCACCGGUCAUGACAAGUAUUUAA